Messenger RNA from Erpetoichthys calabaricus (reedfish), 3189 nucleotides. Its product is annotated as zinc finger protein OZF-like. The transcript has 3 exons. The record is from RefSeq and is a predicted model, not a curated record. Gene Ontology annotation, molecular function: RNA polymerase II cis-regulatory region sequence-specific DNA binding; DNA-binding transcription factor activity, RNA polymerase II-specific. Gene Ontology annotation, cellular component: nucleus. Gene Ontology annotation, biological process: regulation of transcription by RNA polymerase II. Lineage: Eukaryota; Metazoa; Chordata; Cladistia; Polypteriformes; Polypteridae. Bases 61 to 1353 code for a protein of 430 amino acids.
AGAAAAGGCGCAAGCGUGCUUGUCGUCAGUGUCAGUUCACAAUAUCAGUUUAUAGUUCAAAUGGUUAGAGAGUUCCUUAGGAAUUGUGUGCGUCAAACGAAGCAACAGAGAAGGAAAGCUGUCGUAUCCUGUAAAGUCUUGAUGGAGGUGAAAGAGGAAACAUAUGAGGUUGACAUGAAUAUCAUGGAGAAAAAGACUGUAUAUGUUAAAGAGGAGGACUGUGAAUGGGAGCUUCUCCACCCUCAACAGGAGAGUCUGGGCAUUAAUGAUGAGGAGUGUGAACUGGGGUCAGUGGCCAUUAAAGAAGAGGCUGAGGAGAAGUCUGUCAACAGUGUGACUGACAGCCAUACAAAUGUGGAGAGUGUCAAGGAAGAAGACCUUCAUGAUGGGUGUCAAGAUGAAGUGGUGACCUCUUCUCUAAGCCGACACCAUUCAUCCCAGGAGUUUUCUGUCAUUGUGAAGUCUGAAUCAUUACAGCCUGAGUCAAAGCAGACUGAGGAAAUGACAUCAAUUAGAACACCGAAAGAUCAACCACUACCUAAAAAUAAGUCUAGAGAAAGAAACAAACCUUACUGCUGUUCUGAAUGUGGCAAACAAUUCUCACGAACCAGCCAUCUUCAGUGCCACAAACGAAUUCACACUGGAGAGAAGCCAUAUUGCUGUUCUGAAUGUGGUAAACUAUUCUCACGAACCAGCCAUCUUCAGCGCCACAAACAAACUCACACUAAAGAGAAGCCAUAUUGCUGUUCCAAAUGUGGUAAACGAUUCUCACGAACCAGCUAUCUUCAGUGCCACAAACAAACUCACACUGGAGAGAAGCCAUAUUGCUGUCCUGAAUGUGGCAAACGAUUCUCACGAACCAGCCAUCUUCAGCGCCACAAACAAACUCACACUGGAGAGAAGCCAUAUUGCUGUUCUGAAUGUGGUAAACCAUUCUCAGAAAUCGGCGUUCUUCGGCGCCACAAACGAACUCACACUGGAGAGAAGCCAUAUUGCUGUUCUAAAUGUGGCAAACAAUUCUCACAAACCAGCCAUCUUCAGCGCCACAAACAAACUCACACUGGAGAGAAGCCAUAUUGCUGUUCUGAAUGUGGUAAACUAUUCUCGGAAAUUGGCGUUCUUCGGCGCCACAAACGAACUCACACUGGAGAGAAACCAUAUUGCUGUUUUGAAUGUGGCAAACGAUUCUCACAAACCAGCCAUCUUCAGCGCCACAAACAAGUGCACACAAGAAACAAGCCCUAUCUGAAUGUGGCAAAUGAUUCUCACAAACCAACGGUCUUCAGUGCUACAAACAAGUGCACACAAGAGCAAAGCCCUAUUGUUGUUCUAAAUGUGACAAAAAGUUUUUAGAAAGGUAUUUUGGGAGCCAUAAAAGAAUUCAGAAUAGGAGAGAAGCCAUAAUGUUGUUGCUCUGAAUGUUGCAGUUAUCACAAAGGAGCACUCUGUGUUUGUUUAAAAAAAAAAAAAAAAAAAAAAAAGAAAUUCACAUAAGCAAAGUAUUAUACCUGCAGUGGGAUGGCGCCCUGCCCGGGAUUGGUUCCUGCCUUUCGACCUGUGAUGGCUAGGAAUGGGUUCCAGCAGACACCCGUGACCUCGUGUUAGGAUAUAGCAGGUUGGAAAAUGGAUGGAUGGAAAGUAUUAUACAAAAUGCACCCCAUUCUGAUAAAUUUCAUCUCAAGCACCAUGCCUCACUGGCAAACAACAUGACAAAGGACAGAUAGCUAUCCUGAAUAUAAAAAAUAAAAUGAGUGUUUUUCCAAGGAGACUCCUAAUCAGGUCUACUAUUGUGCCUGGCAUUAAAACCUGAUUUCCUAAAUAAUCCUGGACAUGAUUUUCAUAUCGGAACCUCAGAGAGCCACUUGCUUUCUAUUUAUAAAUGAUUUGAAAUAUCUUGUUACUGGGUGCAAAGUAUUGAUGGCUGCAGGAUUAUACACUGAAAGACACCACAAAGUGGCCAGGCUUGUUUACUGGUACAUUUGAGAGAAAAAUAACUUACCAGCACCAGAAACAGACUUGGAAACACUAUCCAGACUCCAUAAUGGGAAAUGAGGAGAUGUCGAUCGCUUGGGACACACCAGUACCAAAUGAAGAAAGUAGGUGCUAGAAAACCAGAUAUAAAUAUCAAGAAUAUAAAAACUGUCUAAUAAAGCUUGGCUAAAAAGUAUCAGUUUCUAGUGAUGACUCAAUUCUAAGGCAACAAAACAAGAAAUGCAAUCUGAGAUAUGCCAAAUGUGGGAAUAAAUACAAAAAUAUUGCCCAUUGUGCUGGGAUCAACAAGACUAAUAAAGGCAAACUUUCAGCCUAUUAUGAUGUCCUAUCAAUUACAAUAACUCCUUAGAAAUUGCAAAAAGAAUCCUUAUUUGGAACAAUUCAGGUGUUACACUGAGCCUUUGCUGCAAACUUAUGAGAGUUAGAAUUAAAGCAGUACAGCUAGACCAUCCUGACUCCCGUUUUGAUAGUAAGAAACCAAACUUUGGAAGUUGUAUUGCAUCUUUGGAGCCACACAAUAAUCCACACUGGAGAGAAGCCAUAUUGUUGUUAGGAGUAUGGCAAACAAUUUUCACAGAUGCCCAAUCUUCAGAGACACGCCAGAAUUGACACAGAAGAGAAGGAAACUGCCUGUUGGGUUGGGAUUAACGGGGCUAAUAAAGAGAAACGUUCAGGUCCACCUUGACAUCCUACUGAUUACCAUAACUCCGUAUGAAUGGCAAUAACAAGCAGAAGUUGCAACGGUGAACCCUCACUACAACCUUACAGCAGGAAAGAAUAAAGCAGCGCUACUGAUCUGUCGUGACUCACAAGUGAGCUGUCUUGAUAGAAAGCACACCAAGACCAUUUGGAAGAAAUGAACCUGAGAGAAGCUGCAUUGCUCUUCAGAAUAUGGCCAGCUGUCUUGUAGGCCAGAAAAUAUUUCACACUGAUUACCACCACGAGAAGUCCUGAGGAGUACAUUAGAGGGGAAAGGAGGAGAAAAAAAGGAGGAAGAGGUCGAGUACCAUAAUGUGGUGGGUUUAGUUGGGUAAGAUCUGCUGUAAGACUAAAGGUGGCAUUUCUUUUUCCACCCAGAAAUGUUACAUUUCAGACUUUUAAUUGGGUAUUUUGAAUAGUUUUUGCGCAUGUGUGUGUUUUGGUAAUUUUUCUUAUCUAGACCAUUUUUAAGUAAAUAAACUUUUAAAAUAUGAACAA